AUUUUUUUCUAGCACUAUCUUAUGAACACUAUUAUAAUUAAAAAUAUUCAAUUUUGUUUUUGAUUUUUUAAGUUUGUUUAUAGUUACCGUCUACCUACAAUAUUGAUAAAAGGUCAAGGUGAUGGAUCUUCUCUUCACUGCCAAUAAAUACACCUCUGAUUAAUUUUCAAUAAUUUUAUAUGAUCAUGCAAAAAUGGAAAAAAACUACCUAUAUGAUGGCCAUUUACUUGUUUUUACUCGAACUUCGGCCACUAGAUCCAUUUACGACGGCUUAUUUAUUAGGACCAGAUGCAAACUUGUCUCUGAACGAGAUAGCCACAUCGAUUGAGUACAUCAAAACAUAUGCUUCGCUGUUUACGUCAGUGUUAAUGUUUAUGACUGCUGACUACUUUCUGUACAAGCCAAACAUUAUAUUUUUGACCGUUUGUCCAUGUAUUUCCUAUUUUUUAAUGACUGGGUCGCCCAGUUUAACGCAGUUGAGGGUGUCUGCAUUUGGUAUUGGGGCAAUAUACAGCGGUGAUAUGAUGGGACUCUGUUAUUUGUAUGCCAAAAUUGACGUUGAAAAAUAUCAGAUGGCCACCGGUAUUGUUACGGCUGCCAUACAACUUGGUAAAGUUGUUGGAGACGUUUCAGCUCAAAUCACAGUCAACGCAACCGGAGGGAUUUAUACUAUCCUGCCAUAUUUCAACGUAUUCAGUUUGUUGUUAGCUUCAGUCUGGGCUAGUUUUUUUCCAUCGAUUGAACGGAAAAAUGGUAAGCUUAAGUCUAAGGAGACGUGUGAAAAAUCAUCACUUCUUGAGUAUGAUGUAGAAAAUAAAACGAAACAUUUUGAACAAAACCGAAAUACAAUUGAGAUUGAUAAAGAACAUAAAACAGUGGUAUUUUUCUCGGAAGAAAUAUGGAUAAAUUUCAAAUCUUCAUAUUCCAAUCCAAUUGUACUGAAAAAAAGUUUAUGGUAUAUAAUGGGUAUGGGAGCGCAAAUUCUGGUUUUAUCUAACAUAAACGUUUUGUAUUCGUACGUGGUAAAAAAACCAGGAAAUCAUGAUAAAUUGUCAAAUGGACUUGCCGAAGCAAUGGUUACAUUAAGUGGAGCCGCGGGGGCGUAUCUAAUUGGAAAAAUAAAAUGUGAUUGGACGCGUUAUGGUGACAUAUUCACAGCGUUUUGCUCUAUUGUCAUGGGAACGCUAAUGAUGUCAUGUUAUUUUUAUAAUAGACUCAUUUUUAUAUAUUUGACAUACGUUUUAUAUGGUUUAAUAUGUCAAAUGCAUUUUGUCGUAGUAUACUCCGAAAUUGCAAAACACCUAAAAAAACAAUGUUAUUCUCUAGUAAUAGAAUUCAAUUUUUUUGCAUCUUUAAUUUUGGUUUCUUUUUUGACAUUAAUUCUGAUUCAAUAUAAUUUCAUGGGUAUUACUAUUCCGGAAGGGUAAGUUAAAAAUUUUACUCAAACUUCAUGCAUGCGUAUAAACUAUAAAGUGGUAGUUAAUAUAUAAUAGUAAUUAAUUAUAAUAUUUAUUAUUUUCAGUUUUUGGUCAUUGGUGGUUUAUAUUCAACGCUAGGUAUCAUAUUUUUGUUUAUUUAUUUAUUUGAGAUUGGAAAAAAAUAAAACAUUAUAUUGGCUAGUGGCUAUAGUAAAA
This is a messenger RNA of Aphis gossypii (cotton aphid), 1634 nucleotides long. RefSeq names its product thiamine transporter 1-like. Gene Ontology annotation, cellular component: plasma membrane. Bases 180 to 1427 code for a protein of 415 amino acids. Gene Ontology annotation, biological process: transmembrane transport; vitamin transport. The transcript has 9 exons. The record is from RefSeq and is a predicted model, not a curated record. Lineage: Eukaryota; Metazoa; Arthropoda; Insecta; Hemiptera; Aphididae. Gene Ontology annotation, molecular function: vitamin transmembrane transporter activity.